AUGACGACUAACCAAAACCGAAGAGAUGGAGACGCGAAUCCGGAGGAAGCCUUGCCGCCGUCUCCGUCUCAACAGCUUCUACGUGAAAGACUCAAAGCUUACGAGAAUAUGUAUGGCUCCUUGGAUGAUCAUUACUCACGUGGAACCGGAUCUUCACAGUUUGCUCCUUUGUCAGAUUUGCGAACCCUUGAAUCUGACUUUAGAAGAUUGGGUGUCUCUGAUUCAAACCCUCGCCAACAGCCGCUACGUGAUCAACGUCGAAGCAAUCAAUUUCCUUUGAAUGGUGGAGAUCGAGGUAUCAAUGAAUACUUUAACCCUUCGUAUUUUCAGUCUCAAACUGAACAAGAACAGAUUAAUCUGGAGAGGAUGUGGUUUAAGAAGGAUAAUCUUGUUAAUGGGUAUGAUGCUUAUAAGUCAUCUAAUUAUGGUUCUUAUGGGCGUGGCAAUAGUGGUAUGUCGGUUCGUUCUCCGUAUUUUGACCACUGUGAGGUUUCUUUUUCUCAAAGUAAUAAUCAUAAUUCUGGUAAUCAAAGCCCUUGGAGUUAUUCACACGGUUAUGUACCUCGAACCCAUGAUCUAUUCAAUAUGAAUAACUCUAGGGCUAAGGAUAACACAAUGUCUCGUGCUAAAAACCGUGUGGAUUCUGUCGAGUUGCAAAACUUGAUUGCGGAAGGUUCAAGAGACACUAUUGAUAAGAUAUUUGAUGAGCUGAUAUCACAUGUUUGUGAGCUGAUGACUGACCCUUUUGGCCAUCAUGUCUUUCAAAAGCUCAUGGAGAAAUGCACAAAUGAACAAAUCACUCGGGUUUUGGAAAUUGUCAUCCAACAACCUAAUCAGUUUGUGAGAAUUUGUGGCGAUUUGCAUGGAACGCGUGCAAUACAAGAUUUGAUCCGAUGUCUUAGUUCAGAAGAGCAAAUAUCCCACUUCAUGGUAACUAUAUGCCAUGCUGCAUUACUUCUGAGCAAGAGCACUAAUGCAAAUGAUGUGAUUAUGUUUUGCUUCAGCCAUUUUUCUCCUUCACAAACCAAUGGACUUCUUCAAAUGAUUGUUCAAAACUGUUAUCAAGUUGCAAUUGAUCAUUAUGGUUCUUGUCUACUUCAACAAUGCAUUGGAAAAUCCCGUCAAGAAAUAAGGGAGCCUUUGAUUAGAGAGAUAAUCGCUAAUUCUAUGAAUCUAUGUGUGGAUCGCUAUGGAAACUAUGUGGUCCAGUAUGUGUUGGAAUUGGAAAAUUUUCAAGUGGCAGCAGCCCUGUCAAGAUAUCUCAGUGGGAAUUACGUGCAACUCUCUUGUGACAAGUAUGGAAGUCAUGCGGUGCAAAAAUGUUUAGAAAGUAGACAAUUCAACUCGAGGAUGAUCAUCAACGAGCUGCUUACUGACAUUGUUUCACUUCUUGUAAAUCCUUUCGGAAACUAUGUAAUUCAGACUGCAUGGGUUGUAUCUCAGAGUGAUAUGCGAAGUGAAUUGUUGUACCAUAUCAACAGGAAUCAUCCGUUGUUGAGGUGCAAUAGAUACGGGAGAAAAAUACUUGAAAAACUUAAUCUUUGGACAUAAGAGGGCAUGUUUGUGGAAUUAGAUGAGAACCACGCACGAUUAGUUAUUCAUGUUGGUGUUUUUUUCAUUUUUCAUUUAGACGUUGACUCGAUAUUGUUGAUUGUCUUUUUAUUAUUAAAUGGUUUUUAGGUAUGUGUUGUAGGUCUCAAAUCUCAAUAGCUAGAGUCUCUUAUCUCUUCAAUCGUCAAACGUGC
Molecule: messenger RNA, 1745 nt
Organism: Brassica oleracea var. oleracea
Lineage: Eukaryota; Viridiplantae; Streptophyta; Magnoliopsida; Brassicales; Brassicaceae
Product: pumilio homolog 15-like
Exons: 5
Coding region: 1-1551 (516 amino acids)
Biological process (GO): post-transcriptional regulation of gene expression
Cellular component (GO): cytoplasm
Molecular function (GO): mRNA binding
Source: RefSeq, a predicted model, not a curated record